Molecule: messenger RNA, 1399 nt
Organism: Aspergillus ibericus CBS 121593
Lineage: Eukaryota; Fungi; Ascomycota; Eurotiomycetes; Eurotiales; Aspergillaceae
Product: nitronate monooxygenase
Exons: 4
Coding region: 88-1155 (355 amino acids)
Molecular function (GO): nitronate monooxygenase activity
Source: RefSeq, a predicted model, not a curated record
CUGCCAACUGACACACCUCUUUUAACCUUUAAGCUUUCGUCUCCUGUCAACUUGACCCUGUUUUGCAGCUUUUAACCUCCCUCAAACAUGGCCUCUCCUCAGAAAAUCCGUACGACACUUACUGAUCUGCUCAAGAUCAACCACCCCGUCCUGCUGGCAGGAAUGAACGUGGCCGCCGGUCCCAAGUUGGCCGCCGCGGUCACCAACGCUGGUGGACUGGGUGUUAUUGGCGGUGUCGGCUACACCCCCGACAUGCUCCGUGAGCAAAUCGCAGAGCUCAAGAGCUUCUUGGUUGACAAGAAUGCCCCCUUUGGUGUCGACCUGCUGCUUCCUCAGGUCGGAGGAAGUGCCCGCAAGACCAACUACGACUACACCAAGGGCAAGCUUGACGCACUUGUCGACAUCAUCAUCGAGAGUGGCGCUAAGCUCUUCGUCUCCGCCGUCGGUAUCCCUCCCAAACAUGUUGUCGAUAAACUCCAUGCUGCAGGCAUCCUAUAUAUGAACAUGAUCGGUCACCCCAAGCACGUCCAGAAGUCCCUCGACGCCGGUGCGGAUAUCAUUUGUGCUCAAGGUGGUGAGGGUGGUGGUCACACUGGCAACGUCCCAACGACGAUUCUUAUUCCGACGGUGGCCAAGUUGUGCCAGGGCAAGAAGAGUCCCCUGACUGGUCUUCCCGUGCAAGUUGUCGCUGCAGGUGGCUUGUACAACGGCAACUCGGUUGCCGCCGCUCUGAUGCUUGGUGCUUCUGCCGUCUGGAUUGGUACCCGCUUCAUCUUGGCUGAUGAGGCCGGCGCUCCUAAGGCUCACCAGGAGGCCGUCCGUACUGCUAGCUUUGACGACACCAUUCGCACCAUCAUCUUCACGGGUCGCCCGCUCCGCGUCCGCAACAACGAAUACAUCAAAAACUGGGAGGAGAACCGCCAGGAGGAGAUCAAGCAGCUCACUUCCAAGGGUAUCAUCCCGGCCGAGCACGACAUGGAGAAUCUUCCCGACGACGUAGAUGACGAGACACUCGAGAAUGCCCGUCCUUACCUGAUGGGCAAGGUUGCCGCCGUUGUCAACGAGAAGAAGCCCGCGAAGGCUAUUGUUGACGAGCUCGUAACGGAUGCCGCUGCUCUGUUGCAACAGGGCGGCAAGAUGUUGGCCAAGUUGUAAAUAUUCCACUCAGAUACCAUUCACAUACUGUCGAUGCCAGUUAGGAACUAACGAAGGACUUUGCUUGAUGACGCUGUUUGUUGUUCUUGAUUACCCGAUCUCUGCUAGAGACUAUGGCGCUUUUUGGCAAUGUUACCACUGUUCAAGUGAUUCCUUCAGUUGAACACCUUCACAUCAGCUUUUACUACAAGUAUCGCUAUAUGAACCAGGAUAAAGUUUCAGAAAUACCAACAGGGUUGAAUAG